Paramuricea clavata is the source of this 609-nucleotide messenger RNA. The record is from the annotation of a GenBank genome assembly. Lineage: Eukaryota; Metazoa; Cnidaria; Anthozoa; Malacalcyonacea; Plexauridae.
AUGAGAAAUCUAAACAAAGUAAUUAAAAUUUCUUAUGCGCAAGGAGGAAAUUUAGAGGAGGAACUUAACAAAUUCCUAACAGCGUAUCGUACAACACCUCAUGGGACUACUGGAAAAGCCCCAGAUGAGAUGUUAUUCAAGAGACGUCUUCGCACAAAGAUACCUGAAUUGGUUCCUUUUGAUAAAUGUGAUGAAGAAGUACGUGAUAGGGAUGCAGUUCUCAAACAGAAAGGAAAGGAAUAUGCGGAUGACAAGAAGAAUGCAAAAUAUCCUGACCUCAAAGUUAAUGAUAAAGUUCUACUGCAGCAGCGUAAAACGUGUAAGACAACAACUAUGUAUGAACAUGAUCCUUACGAGAUCGUUGACGUGAAUGGUUCACAAGUGACAAUCAAAUCAGGUGAAGGUGUUUGCUACAAACGCAAUUCUUCACACGUUAGAAAAUUUGAAGAAUCAGAUUUACCAUCGGGAAAUGAACAUAUUGACGAGUCGGAACAUUUCAAAGAACCGGACACUAAUGAACAAGUGAUAGAUAAAUCGUUGGUCGUUGCUGAACCAAGACGUUCAUCCAGAAGUACAAAAGGAAGAGCUCCAGAGAGACUUGAUUUAUGA